AUGGGGUUUUUGUUGGUUUAUGAAUACUCGGUUCUGUGGGCAAAAUGUGUUGGAUGUAAAGCAAAAGGAAAGAAGACAAGUGCUAAGGAGAAAAUUGAAGUUGUAGACGAUGAUAACAAGACAAUAACAUUCAGCGUCUUUGAUGGAGAAAUUGGUGAGAGUUACAAGAGUUUAAGGGCCACACUGCAAACAAUCGAUAAGGAGAAUGGGGGGAUUGUGAAAUGGACCUACGAAUAUGAAAAACUCUCAGAGAAUGUUAGAGGUCCAUCUCCUGAAUCAAUCUUGGACUUUGCUGUUUUCGUCACUAAAGAUAUUGAUGAUCAUCUUGGCAAGGCAUAA
Vigna umbellata (rice bean) is the source of this 339-nucleotide messenger RNA. The record is from RefSeq and is a predicted model, not a curated record. Lineage: Eukaryota; Viridiplantae; Streptophyta; Magnoliopsida; Fabales; Fabaceae.